AUGCGCGCCGAGCGGCCCCAGCUCUUCGGCGCGGCCUGCGCCGCCGUCGUCGUCGCCGUGGCCGGGGCCCUGUUCCACGCGGGCGCGGCGCUGCCGGCGGCCCUGCGGCGCCAGGACGCGGCCCUCUACGAGGACCGGUGCCGGGACCUCGCGGAGAACAUCAUGUCGACGCACGUGACGCGCGAGUUCCCGCCUCGGAACUGGCUCCAGACCGUCGUCGACGGCGUCGAGCACUUCGCCGUCGACGACCUCGACGACUACUGGUUCCCGCGAGCCAACGCGUCCGCGGGCCGCCGCGCGUUCGUCGAGGCGCUGCCCCUGGAGCACCACGGCUACCUCUUCAACUUCGGCCUCCAGACCGCCGCGGACCUGCCGCCGCUCAACGGCGCGACGACGCUCGGCAUCGCGCCGCUGGUGGGCGACGCGGGCCGCUGGGAGGAGUCGUGGGGCGCGGCCAUCCGCGACCUCGAGCUCGUCGUCGACCCGGCGGCCGCGGCGACCCAGACGACUUAUGGGGAUGGCUACGUGCUCGCGCCGCCAGCCGCGCGGCGCCUCGAGGGCCGCACGCGCAUCGGGGGCCUGUCGGCCGGCCUCGCGGCGUACGACGCGAACGCGUCUGCCCGGGGCGACGACGACGGGGCCUGGACGGGCGUCGACGGCGCGGCCUGGACGUGGGACGACGGCGACGCCUGGGCGGGAAGCGACGUCCGCCUGCCGAUCACCUACGCGUGGACCUACGGCCCCCGGCAGGGCAGCACAAGAGAGCGAAAUUCCCAACUUCAAAGGCUCAUAUCUCGGCCGGUUUCCACUCGCCCCCGGGGCCCCGUCGCGGACGAGUCCGUCUACGGCGCGGACAUCGCGAGUUUGCUCGACGGCGCGGCGCUCGAGCGGCUCUUGACGAACAAGUUGGAGACGGAGAGCAACUACGCGUCCGUCGGCGAGCCGCGCUACGUCGUGUUUCCGUUGUUCGCGGGCAAGCUCGACAGUUUGCGGGUCUGCGCGAUGGGCAUCGUGCUCACCCCAACCUCCACGGCCAUCGAGGACGUCGGCGCGGCGCUGUCCAGCGCGCGCGGAGAGUCGCUGUCCGUGGAGUACUUCCGCAACGUCCUCGGGGCGAAGAGCGGCAGGAAGCGCGUGUCGCUCGGCGUCGUCGAACUCGCGGCCGCGGUCGCGCCGCGCGGCGCGCUGUCGCGGCGGCGCCUCGAGACGACCGUGAGCCUGGAGCUGGGGCCCCUGGACGUCGUCCGGGCCAUCGACGUCACCUGCGCGCGCGACGACGAGCCCCUCUGCGGCCUCCUCGGCUUCGCGGACCUCCUCCGCUGUCUGGCCUUCGGCAACGCGGCCCUCGUCCUCGUCCUCGGCUUUGUCUUCGCCUUCCGGGGCGAGGCGGCGCGGAACGAGACGCCGGGCGACGUCGAGCUCGCGGGCCCGGGCGGCGACGCCGCGCCGACGACGUCGUAAGCGAAUCAAGUGUC
This is a messenger RNA of Aureococcus anophagefferens, 1475 nucleotides long. RefSeq lists its product as hypothetical. The transcript is spliced from 2 exons. The annotation marks the transcript as partial. NCBI's taxonomy places the organism in Eukaryota, Pelagophyceae, Pelagomonadales, Pelagomonadaceae. The record is from RefSeq and is a predicted model, not a curated record.